Molecule: messenger RNA, 447 nt
Organism: Ostrinia furnacalis (Asian corn borer)
Lineage: Eukaryota; Metazoa; Arthropoda; Insecta; Lepidoptera; Crambidae
Exons: 3
Coding region: 1-447 (148 amino acids)
Source: RefSeq, a predicted model, not a curated record
AUGAUUCCAGAAAGAGCAAGUCUUGAAUUCUACGAUGAGAAGUAUAUCGAGGAUGUAAUAUUUAACGUGAGGCGUAACGGCAGGAAAAGUGGCUAUUUAGUCAAUUUAGAGGGAACUCUCAAAUAUGCUUGGAGUGAUAAUAUCUCGUUUCACAUUUAUCUAUACGAGUUCCUUCACAAUGAAUAUAGACCCACGUUCGUGGAGCUUCAUUUUGAGAAGUUCUGUCAGUUGAUAAAAGAUAAGCUCAUUGGAAAGGCUUUAAACAAUGCUGGACUUACCAAGUGCCCUCUUACACCGAAACGUUACGUCCUGUCAAAUAUGUCAAUGCCAUUUGAUAACUUUCAUUACAUCUGGCCAUUCGAGAAAGCGAGAGGAGAUGGAAUAUUUAUUUUUAACAAAACAGUUAUUGCAAAAGGAAGUCUGUAUAUGCGUUUUUUGAAAAAUUAA